AUGUGUGCUUCAGUAGUGCGAGACCGACUGGCCGAGAUGCAAAUGAAGCAGCAAGAUUCGGGCAGUGUCAACAAGACGAAAGGCAAGGAAGACGUGCAGAAAGUCUUGGCACAGGUCAGUCGGAUAGAGAAAUUGCUGAAGGAUGUCGAGCAGCAGACCACAACGAUGGUGAAACUGCAGUGCGACAUCCUGAACAACCCGUUCUGCGACAAGACGCAGGUGCUCCUGUGCGACCGAACCAUCUCAAAGAUCCAGACGAACUUACAGCUGGUGCGGGGCGACAUGCGCAAACUGGAGGACGAGAAUCUUCAGAACCAGAAUUCCGGUUUGAUGGACAUGGCCGUGGCCCGCGUCAAGGAACAGCAGGUGAACCGGCUAACCACAGAGUUCAUCCAGGCAACGAACCGGUUCUACAAGGGGCAGGUCGACUACAUGGACAAGAUGAAGCAACGCGUCAAGAAACAGCUGGCCGUCACCGGUUGCCAUGGCAACAUGAGCGAGAGCGAGAUCAGCCAGAUUCUCGACGAUGACUCAUACGCGAUCUUCACGCAGAAUUUCAUAUCGGACGUGAUGAAUGAGGAGAUGGUGCAAUGCAAAAUCGAGGAACGGCAAAAAGAAAUUCUGUCGCUCGAGAAAGGCGUCAUGCAAGUCAACGAGCUGUUUAGGGACAUGAACAUACUAGUCGCCGAGCAGGGGAUGACGAUCCACUCGAUCGACGCGAAGAUUGGUGAUGCCAGCGAAAACGUAGUCUUCGCAAAUGCUCGGUUGAAGCGAGCCAAAAGUUACCAGGCGAAAACGAGACGGUUAAAGUUCUGUAUUGCGGGGAUUGUGAUAGCAGUCAUUGUGAUUAUCAUACUUAUCAUCAUUCUCUCACUGUGCGCUUAG
This is a messenger RNA of Gigantopelta aegis, 885 nucleotides long. Its product is annotated as syntaxin-4-like. The transcript has a single exon. The record is from RefSeq and is a predicted model, not a curated record. The coding region runs from base 1 to 885 and encodes 294 amino acids. NCBI's taxonomy places the organism in Eukaryota, Metazoa, Mollusca, Gastropoda, Neomphalida, Peltospiridae. Gene Ontology annotation, molecular function: SNAP receptor activity; SNARE binding. Gene Ontology annotation, cellular component: plasma membrane; endomembrane system; SNARE complex. Gene Ontology annotation, biological process: exocytosis; intracellular protein transport; vesicle fusion.